UGUCCAUCAUGUUACAAUGGAGGAGUCUGUCAUGAUCAAACAGGGAUAUGCAUCUGUCCUCCAGGAUUCCAGGGAGAUGGCUGUGAAAUGGCAUGCGGUGGAAAUCGCUAUGGUCGUAACUGCGAGUACAGAUGCGAAUAUGAGAUGUCAGAUGAUAGCACAGUAUGUAGUGGACUUCAGGUUUGUGUGCCCGAUCCCUAUGGAUGUUCAUGUACACCAGGAUACAAAGGAUUGGACUGUACUACAGAAUGUGAUCAAGGUGAGUUUGGAGCUAGUUGCACGGAGACAUGUCACUGUGUAUCAGGAGAGUGUGAUCGAUUUACUGGAGUCUGUAAAGGAAGCUCUACUGAAUGUGAACCAAUAUGGACAGGAAACAAUUGUCAAGAAUGCAUGAUUGGACGAUAUGGUCCUAACUGCGAGCG
Messenger RNA from Strongylocentrotus purpuratus (purple sea urchin), 422 nucleotides. RefSeq lists its product as uncharacterized. The transcript has 4 exons. The coding region runs from base 17 to 394 and encodes 125 amino acids. NCBI's taxonomy places the organism in Eukaryota, Metazoa, Echinodermata, Echinoidea, Camarodonta, Strongylocentrotidae. The record is from RefSeq and is a predicted model, not a curated record.